GAAUGGAAUCAAAUUUGAACCAAGAUGCAGUGCCUAGACCAUCUUAUGUUUUCAGUGCUGACCCAAUUGAAAGGCCUUCAGAAAUAAAUUUUGAUGGCAUUAAGCUUGAUCUCUCUCAUGAGUUUUCUUUAGUUGCUUCAAACACUGAGAUAAAUAGUUUGGAAUCCAAAGAUUACCUCCAGGUUUGUCUUCGAAUAAGACCGCUAACACAGCCAGAAAAGGAACAUGAGUCUGAGGGCUGUGUGUGUAUUUUGGAUUCUCAGACUGUUCUGCUUAAAGAUCCCCAAAGUAUCAUUGGUCAGUCAAGUGACAGAAUCUUUGGGCAGAUGACACAGAAAUUCAGUUUUUCCAAGGUUUUUGGCCCAGAAACUACGCAGAAGGAAUUCUUUCAGGGUUGCAUUAUUCAGCUAGUAAAAGACCUCUUGAAAGGACAGAGUCGGCUGAUUUUUACUUAUGGGGUUACCAACUCAGGAAAAACAUACACAAUACAAGGCACAGAAGAUAAUAUUGGUAUCCUGCCUCGAACUUUGAAUGUAUUGUUUGAUAGUCUUCGGGAAAGACUGUAUACAAAGAUGAACCUUAAACCACAUAGAUCUAGAGAAUACUUACGUUUAUCACCAGACCAGGAGAAAGAAGAAGCUGCUAACAAAAGCACAUUGCUUCGGCAAAUUAAAGAGGUUGCUGUGCAGAAUGACAGUUAUGAUACUGUUCAUGGAAGUAUAAUGAACUCUUUGAAUACCCAGGAAUUUGACGAAUCUGUGAUAGAUUGUGAACAAGCUAGUUUGAAUAUGGAUAAUAAUAUAAAGUUUUCUGUGUGGGUUUCUUUCUUUGAGAUUUAUAAUGAGUAUAUUUAUGACUUGUUUGUUCCUGUAUCAGCCAAGUUUCAAAAGAGAAAGAUGCUGCGCCUUUCCCAAGAUGUAAAGGGCCAUUCUUUUAUAAAAGAUCUUCAGUGGAUUCAAGUAUCUGAUUCCAAAGAAGCAUAUAGACUUUUAAAAGUAGGACUAAAGAACCAGAGUGUUGCCUUCACAAAACUGAACAAUGCUUCCAGUAGAAGUCACAGCAUAUUCACUAUUAGAGUAUUACAGAUUGAAGAUUCUGAAAUGCCUCGUGUCAUACGAGUCAAUGAAUUGUCUUUAUGUGAUCUUGCUGGGUCAGAACGGAGCAUGAAGACACAGAAUGAAGGUGAAAGGUUGAGAGAGACUGGAAACAUCAAUACUUCUCUGUUGACCCUUGGAAAGUGUAUUAAUGUUUUGAAAAACAGUGAAAAGUCAAAAUUUCAACAGCAUGUGCCUUUCCGGGAAAGUAAACUCACCCACUAUUUUCAAAGUUUUUUUAAUGGUAAAGGGAAAAUAUGUAUGAUCGUCAACAUCAGUCAGUGUUGUUUUGCCUAUGAUGAAACACUCAAUGUAUUGAAGUUCUCAGCCAUUGCGCAAAAAGUUUUUGUUCCAGACACUUUAAAUACCUCGCAAGAAAAAUCAUUUGCACUUGUCAGAUAUUCUCACGAUGUAUCAUUAGACGUUAAUGAUUCAGAUAGAAAAAAUGUAACAAGAACCACCAUUUCAUGGGAAAGUAAUGUGGAAGAUUUGGUGGAAAAUGAAGAUUUGACUGAGGAUCUAGAAAAACUUGAAGAAAAGCCAAGUGCACAAACUGAAUCUGCAGAAGAAGAUCUAGAUCAGACGUUAGAGGAAGACAAGGCUCUCAUUAGUCAAGAGGAGAAGAGAAAACUGUUGGAUUUGAUAGAAGACUUGAGAAAAAAACUGAUAAAUGAAAGAAAAGAGAAAUUAACAUUGGAAUUUAAAAUUCGAGAAGAAGUUACACAGGAGUUUACUCACUAUUUGGCUCAACGGGAAGCUGACUUUAAGGAGACUCUCCUUCAGGAACGAGAGAUACUAGAAGAAAAUGCUGAAUGUCGUUUGGCGAUCUUUAAGGAUUUGGUUGGUCAAUGUGACACUAAAGAAGAACCAAGGAAUUUAGAAUGUGCCAUGAAAGAUGAAACUGAAGGAGCACGUAAUUAUGUAGGAAUUGAAGACAUUAUUGAUUCUCUUCAAGAUGAUGUCACUGGUAUUAAAAAACAGGCUGAAAUUGCUCACUUAUAUAUUGCAUCUCUUGCUGACCCCCAGGAAGCUAUUGCUUGUUUAGAACUAAAGUUUAACCAAGUUAAAGCUGAAUUAGCUAAGACAAAAGAAGACUUAAUCAAAGCCCAAGAAAAGUUAAAAAAGAGAGAAAAUGAAUCAGAAAUUAACUUAACUUCAUUAUUGGUUCAAGAACUUGAGAAAUCUAAUAAGGUACUACUUUGAAAUCAGGCAGUUCAAGAGUUGAUAGGAAUAACUGAGCAAAAAAAUAAGUUGAUUGUAGCUUUCUUAUAUAUGAAUUUCACAAUUUUGUGCCAGGACAAGACUGAUACACCGUCUUUAAUAAUAAAUAAUAAAUUGACUUCUGAUGAAAUAGUUGAAGGCUUUAAAGACAGCAAGAGUAAAACUUCCUCAGAAAGAAAAAGAUCAAAUGAAAAUGAACUUACUCAACCAGAUGAACCACCAGCAAAGAAAGGAUACACAUAUAUUAGCCCUCCUUCCUUUGAAGACCAAAAGAAAAGUGAAGAUAUACAAUAUAGCAUUUCCAAAGAAGAGGAAGACAUAAAAAAGUUAUUAAAAACUAAUGAAGAACUGAAAACACGUUUAUGUAUUGUUGAGAGUGAACUUACAAAUGAAAAGGAAGAAAAAGCAGGAUUAAAUAAACAGAUUUUUAGUUUGCAGCAGGAAAUUCCUUCUUUAAGUGUACAGGUUCAACAAAUUCAGUUAAAGUAUGAAAAUACAGUUUCGGAGUUACAUGUACAGAAAGGUAUAAAUCAAGAUCAAGAGGAAGAGAUUAUAAAGUUGUCAAGGGAGAUAGAAACUGCUAAAAGCAACAUCACAAAUAAUGUUUCACAAAUAAAAUUCAUGCAAGCUAAAAUCGAUGAACUGCGAAUGUUUGAUUCUGGUUCUCAGAUUUCAAACAUAGAUUUACUCAAUUUCAAGGAUGUUUCAGAUGGUUCUCAGGAGCUCCAUUUGCUGAAUACACAGUUGCACCUACAAGGUAGCGAUUGUUUGGUAAGUCAACAGUCUAAAGAGUCUUGUAUUCAGGAACAUAGUAGGGACAAUUCUUUCCACUCAAGUAUUGAAGCUAUUUGGGAGGAAUGUAAAGAGAUUGUGAAGGCUUCCUCUAAAAAAAGCCAUGAGAUCCAGGAACUGGAACAAAAAGUUGAAAAAUUACAGGCAGAAGUGAAAGGCUAUAAAGAUGAAAACGAUAGACUGAAAAUAGAAGAGAAGGAAAAUAAAAAAGAUGACCUACUAAAAGAAAAAGAGAGUCUUAUACAACAGCUGAAGGAAGAACUGCAAGAAAAAAUGCAUAGUCUUCAUGUUGAAGUGCAGCACGUGGCUGAAGGAAAGAGAGCGCUGUCAGAGCUUACACAAGAUAAUGCUUGUUAUAAGGCGAAAAUACAGGAGUUGGAAACAGUGUUAGAGACACAGAAAGACAAAAAUAGUUGCUCAGUCAAGUUAGAACAAGACAUUUUGGAAAAGGAAUCUGUUAUCCUUAAGCUAGAAAAAAAUCUGGAGGAAUUUCAAGCAAAUCUUCAGGAUUCGAUGAAAAGCACCAAAGAUUUAAGUGAAAGAGAAGUCAGACUGAAAGAAGAGAUCAUUCAAUUAACAAAUUCUUUGCAAGAUGUGAAGCACUCACUUCAACUAAAGGAAGAAGAAAAUGAAGCCAACAGACAAGAAACAGAAAAGUUGAAAGAGAAGCUAUCUGCAAAUGUUGCUCUUAACCAGACUUUGAAAGAUGCUAUUGACAGGAAAGAAGAAGACUGUACUGAGCUGAAAGAGAAGCUGACUGAUGCCAAAAAGCAGAUUGAACAAGUACAGAAAGAGGUAUGUGCAAUGCGUGAUGAAGAGAAAUCACUGAGGGUUAAAAUUAAUGAAUUAGAGAAGAAGAAAAACCACUGUUCUCAGGAAAUAGAUAUGAGACAGCGAACCAUUCAACAACUCAGGGAACAAUUAAGUAAUCAGAGAAUGGAAGAAACACUACAACAGUACAAGAAACUGUGCGAAGAUCUAACUGUUAAAGAGAAAAUAAUUGCAGAUAUGCGAAUGACAUUAGAAGAACAAGAACAAACUCAGGUAGAACAAGAUCAAAUACUUGAGGCUAAAUUACAGGAAACGGAAAGGUUGGCCACAGAACUGGAAAACUGGAAGGAAAAAUUCAAAGAUCUGGAAACCAAAAGUUUAAAUAAAGAAUUUGAUGAUAAUACAAAUGUGCUUAGUAAAAAGCUCAGCAAGCUUCAAGAUGAGUUCCAGGAAUCUGAACAGAAAUAUACAGCUGACAGAAAGAAAUGGUUAGAAGAAAAAAUGAUACUUAUCACUCAAGCAAAAGAAGCUGAGAACCUACGAAACAAAGAAAUGAAAAAAUAUGCUGAAGACAGGGAACGCUGCUUAACACUGCAGAAUGAAGUGGAAAAACUUACAACACAGCUGUCUGAGAAAGAUACUGACCUUCAGAAAUGGAGAGAAGAACGAGAUCGUUUGGUUGCAGCUUUAGAAAUACAGCUGAGAACAUUAAUUUCUAGUAAUGUUCAAAAAGAUCAUGAAAUUGAACAGUUAAAAAAAAUUACACCAGAGGCUUCUAAAACGGAAAAGCCAAGUGUGGAGAUUAUGCCCAGACAUACUAGUUCAGCUGAAGCUGAAACUCAGCCAACGAGUGUUGAAUGUCUAACAAAUGAAGUUGAGGAUGGAUCUAUAGUCCUUGACUCUUGCGAAGUGUCAACAGAAAAUGUUCAAAUUACUCGGUUUCCAAAACCUGAGUUAGAGAUUCAGUUUACACCUUUGCGGCCAAACCAAGUGGCAGUGAAACACCCUGGUUGUAACUCACCAGUGACGGUUAAGAUUUCCAAAUCCAGGAAGAGGAAGAGUAAUGAAAUGGAUGAGGACUUGAUGAAAUGUGAAAAUAAGAAGAAUGCUACACCUAAAUGUAAUUUAAAGUUCCCUGUUUUAGAACACAGAUCUUCGUCUAUCAAAAAGGAACAAAAGGUUUCUAUACGUCCAUCAUCUAAGAAAACGUAUUCUUUACGAAGUCAGGCAUCUACAGUUAGUGUAAAUUUGACCCCUAAGAAAAAUGACAGAACGCUACAGAAAUUUGGAGACUUCCUACAACAGUCUCCAGCAAUUCUCCAAUCAAAAGCAAAGAAGCUAAUUGAGACAAUAAGCACUUCAAAGCCGAUAAAUAUGGACGCAAGCAAAGAAAAUGCAUCUCGACCAAAACGAGCCAAACGGAAAUUAUACACAAAUGAAAUUUCAUCUCCGAUUGAUAUAUCUGGCCAAGUGAUAUUGAUGGACCAGAAAAGAAAGGAAAGUGAUCACCAGAUUCUCAAACGACGACUUCGAGCAAAGAUGACUAAAUAA
Molecule: messenger RNA, 5429 nt
Organism: Chrysochloris asiatica (Cape golden mole)
Lineage: Eukaryota; Metazoa; Chordata; Mammalia; Afrosoricida; Chrysochloridae
Product: kinesin-like protein KIF20B-like
Exons: 32
Biological process (GO): microtubule-based movement; mitotic spindle assembly
Cellular component (GO): nucleus; spindle microtubule
Molecular function (GO): microtubule binding; plus-end-directed microtubule motor activity; ATP binding
Source: RefSeq, a predicted model, not a curated record